AUGCCGUUGAUGCUGGUGUCCCUGCUUUGCUGUGUCACUGCAGCCAGGGCCUGUCUGCAGUGCGACCGCAGCAUCCGAAUGAUGCACGAGGACUUCAUCUUGUCUGCUCCCACUCUGCAAGACCAGCUUGACUUGCAAAGUAUUCGUGACCAAGCCUAUGUGACCUACAUAGAGACCAGUCAGGAACGAAAGGGGGUCAUUGAUCCCACUACUCUAUACAGAGCCAAAACUGAAUACCAGAGUGAAUUUGAUCGCUUCUUGAAAACCAAGCUCACUGGAUCUAUAACAUUUGAAGCUAUUCAGAUCAUGGAGAAAGGCAGGAAGAUUUUAGAGAAACAUCUGGAUGCUUUCGUCCCCAGUGAAUUAUGCCCCAACGUAUGUGGGCUUCUAAUUAGAAGAGUAAUGGAUUGCGUCUCUUGCCGCUACAAAGUAUACAUCUGUCCCUCUCCGACUGGCCAACAGGACUGUGGUGAGUAUCCAGUGCAGGCAGAGGAAGGAGGCCAGGCUUUGUUGAAUUGUUUUCUUCCAUGGCACCGUCUUCUAUUGGGUAGACCAGAGUACCACUACUCCUGGGUGCCAGAAGCAUCAGAGACUGAUAAGAUGAAUGAAAGUGACUUCAGUGUCUUGGUAGUGACAGAAGACUCAUCUAUUGUCUUGAAUCAACUGCGUUUGGAUGAAAAAGGAACAUACCGCUGCUCCCUGCAAGCCCAAAAUGGAACCAUCUUCUAUCAAGCCACUUUCCCACUCACUGUCAUACCGUCACCUCACCAGACUCACUGGCCUUUAGUCACUCUGCCCUCCCUGCCUCAUGGAGACAGCUACUCACCUUUUCAGCCUACAGAGGCCUUGCUCGUGCCACUCAUCGCUGUGGUUAUGGCUUUGACUCUGACAGCAAGCGUAGGACUCGCAGUUGUCCUGAGGUGA
This is a messenger RNA of Pelmatolapia mariae (spotted tilapia), 924 nucleotides long. Its product is annotated as izumo sperm-egg fusion protein 1. Gene Ontology annotation, biological process: heterotypic cell-cell adhesion; sperm-egg recognition; fusion of sperm to egg plasma membrane involved in single fertilization. Gene Ontology annotation, cellular component: acrosomal membrane; plasma membrane. Gene Ontology annotation, molecular function: protein binding involved in heterotypic cell-cell adhesion; signaling receptor binding. The coding region runs from base 1 to 924 and encodes 307 amino acids. The record is from RefSeq and is a predicted model, not a curated record. NCBI's taxonomy places the organism in Eukaryota, Metazoa, Chordata, Actinopteri, Cichliformes, Cichlidae. The transcript is spliced from 8 exons.